Molecule: messenger RNA, 4051 nt
Organism: Rhopalosiphum maidis (corn leaf aphid)
Lineage: Eukaryota; Metazoa; Arthropoda; Insecta; Hemiptera; Aphididae
Product: histone-lysine N-methyltransferase 2D-like
Exons: 1
Coding region: 785-2854 (689 amino acids)
Biological process (GO): anatomical structure morphogenesis; regulation of transcription by RNA polymerase II; cell differentiation
Molecular function (GO): DNA-binding transcription factor activity, RNA polymerase II-specific; protein domain specific binding; RNA polymerase II cis-regulatory region sequence-specific DNA binding
Source: RefSeq, a predicted model, not a curated record
GUUUAACGACGGCAGCAGUUUGCCGCGAUCAGCCUUGCCCGAACGAACGAUAUAUGCGCGUACACGUAAUAAUAUCAUAUUAUAUACCUGCGAGCAAACAACGCACUCACACGCACGCAAAGGCACACAAACGCGUCAUAAUAAUAAUAUCGUGUUAUUAUUUUGUACGGUACAUCGCGUAAUAGGUAUAUAAUAUUAUAUUAUUAUUGUAGCCGCGAACCGUAUCUAAUAUAAUAUAGCGGUCCGUCGGUCGUGUUACAGUGUCCGCGAGUGGAAGACGCACGCGAAUUCACCACCGCCGCGCCGAUACGUCGUCGCUGUGUUUGCGAACCGCGCGCGUCGAGAGUAUAAUAUUAUAGCAAUAUACUCCGCGCCGUUUGCGGGUACGCGCACCAGACCCAAGUGCCGGCAAAGCGGCUGCCGCCGGAAAACUGCAGCAGCGCGGCGCAAGUGUUACGAAAUAUCUGUAUACCUGUAUAUACAUGCCGUACAGUCGCUGUGCACAAAUAUUAUGUACGAUUGUCCGCCGUUACCGUCACCGCCGCAUUCGCUAACGCCGCCGUUGUCGCCGUCGUCCCCGCGGUCGCGAUCGCCGCUCCGCCGUCGCCUCUGAUAUCACGUACAGGUAGAUGUUCGCAGCGCAAGUGUGACAGCGUCGUAUUAUACAUAGUGUACACACGUGAAGCAACGCCGUCUGCGACCGCCCGCAAUCGUCGUCACAUCAUAGGUAUACAAUACAUAAUUAUUAUACCGAUAAACACAGGUAAAAGUACAAACGCUAACUAUGACAAUGCUAUCGUCGCAAAAACUUUUGUACUCCGAUACGGCGACCGCCGCGGCCGCGGCCGCAGCCGCUGCCGCAGCUGCUGUCAACGCGGCGGCCAUGUACGGCGGCAACUCGUCGACCACCGGCGCCGGUGGGGGCGGCGGCGGACCGUCGUCGACGCCGUCGCUGUGCUCGCCGCCUCCGCAGUCGCACCACCAACAGCAACAGCAACAGCAGCAACAGCAGCAGCAACAGCAACAGCAACAGCAACAGCAGCUCGUGUUCGGCAGCAGUGCCUCGGCCGCGGCUAACAUGCAACAGCAACUGUACGGCGGCAUGAAUUCCGCCGCGACCGCGGCCGCGGCUAUGUACGGUUUGAACGCGUCGGCCGCCGCCGUCGCUGCCGCGGCCGCAGCCGCUGGUGCCGGCGGAGACCCGACCGGUGCCGCGAACGCCGCGGCGUUACAACGUGUCCGUGCCGACAAGACGUACCGUCGGAACUACACUCACGCUAAACCGCCAUACUCGUACAUUUCGCUCAUUACGAUGGCCAUACAAAAUUCGCCGGUGAAAAUGCUCACACUCUCCGAAAUCUAUCAGUUCAUCAUGGAUUUGUUUCCGUUCUACCGGCAAAACCAACAGCGGUGGCAGAACUCCAUCAGGCACUCGCUGUCAUUCAACGACUGUUUUGUUAAAGUGCCACGGACACCCGACAAACCAGGUAAGGGCUCGUUUUGGACGUUACACCCAGACUCAGGAAACAUGUUCGAGAACGGUUGCUACCUACGACGACAAAAGCGUUUCAAAGACGACAAAAAAGACGCUUCGUCGAUCCGACAACACGGUGACGGCGGUGGCGGUCACCAUCAUCAGCACCACGGAGGUCAUAAUCACUCAAAGAGUUCGUCGCCCAUGCUGCAUAGCGGCGGCGGUGGCAGUCAACACCAGCUUACUGGUCAACAUCAACUUAGUGGUGGCCACCACCAUCAGCAGCACCAUUUAGACAUGGUAUUAGACAAAAAACCGUCAUCGUCGGUACCACCGUCAUCGGCGUCGUCCUCGUCGGUACUCGCCGCUGCUGCGGACCACCACCACCAUCUGCUGCAACUGCAACACCACCAUAAUCAAAAACUAGGUGCCGGUGGUGGCGGGCUCAUGUCUUCGGCCGCCGCGGCAGAUUUAGGCUUCGGUAGUGGCAUGCACCAUCAACACCAACAACACCAACAGCAGCAGCAGCACAGCAAACACCAUUUACUGCUACACCACCACCACACGCACGAGCACCAAAACAGCCACAACAACGGUAAUCACCACGACAGUGACCACGAUCACGUGCACCACAUGCACCAUCACCUACAACAACACGGUGGUGGCGACGAUGACUCGUCAUCGUCAAUGUUGGUUGGGUCGUUGCUGCAACAUCACCAACACCAGCAACAACAACACCAACAGCAACAGCACCACCACCAGCAGCAGCAACACCAUCAGCAGCAGCACAGUCCGGUGGACAUUUACGCCGCAGCAGCGGCCGCUGCGCACCACAACCACCAGCAGCAACAACAACACCAGCAGCAACAGCAGCAGCAUCAUAGCCACCAUCAGCAACUUCAACUGCAGCAACACCUCAAGUCUUCAGCAGCAGCUGCCGCCGCAGCCGCAGCCGCGGCCGAAUUCGCCGCAUCCAAUCAUCCGUUUUCGAUUACGCGACUGUUGCCGCCACCGCCAACGGCAUCGGUCGCUGCAGCCGCAUCAGCGUCCGACAAACCAUCGUCAGCUGCAUCCGUGGCCGCGGCCACUGCAUCGUCCGCGACCGCCGCCUCCGCCGCCGAGAAAAUGUACGAAAUGGCAGCGGCUUCGCAAUACGGUACUACGGCUGGGUAUAACGAUUACUAUCACCCACACGCACACCCACAUCAUCCACAUCACCACGGACACCCACAUCCACACCACCAGCAGGCGUCACUAUAUCACGCGGCCGCGGCCGCUGCAGCAGCUGCCGCAGCAGCAGCAGCUUCCGGCGGACCGCAAUCGUCCGGAUCGUCAGUAUCCGCCGCUGCCGCCGCCGCCGGAUCGUCGUCGCCGUUGUGACAUCACCAUCACCAUCAGCAGCUCCAGCAGCACCACCAGCACCAAUAUCCGCCACUUGUUUGAAAACGGUGUGGUCGAUCGUGGGCAACAACAGCGGCAGCAGCAAUAGUAAUUAAUGCAGCCGCGCUUAAUUUUUCUUCAAUAAUUUCCAAGCGUCUGUCGCGCGCGCAUGCGUGACUGCGGUACGCAACGAAUGUGUAAUUUUUAUUUUGUUUUUUUCUAGUAAUCUCUCGAGUACCUUCUGCCUAUAAACUAUUAUAUAUAUUAUACUCAUAUGUGUUUGAUACCGUCAUGUUUCGUUUUUAGAUUUAUUAUUAUUAUUAUUAUUAUUAUUAUUAUUAUUAUUAUAUACGUGUGUGUGUACAGUAUAUAUUUUAUGUUAGUGUGUACGCGUUUAAAAAAUUACAAAACGACUUUUUACGUUUAUCUAUAUAUAUAUAUAUAUAUAUAUAUAUAAAAAUUAUUAAUUUAUACAAAAUAGUAAUGCGAUGUGAUGCAAAAAUUGUUGUGCAAGUAGUUGCGUUUUUUCCCUCGUAAACAUUUAUGUAUGCAUAUAAUAUAUUAUAUAUUUAUAUAUUUUAUACAAAUAAAAGUAUAAUAUAUGUAAAUAUUGUGAAUUAUAUGUAUAUUUGUAAACGUAGUAAGCUGUACUAUUGUGAAUAUAUUGGACGCUCACUGCGGCCAGUAUAUAUAUAUAUAUAUAGGUACGUCGAGCGACUUACGAUCGUUUUCGCCGCGUUACCAUAUAGUAUGUUAAAAUAAUUAUAGAAUUAAUAUAUAAUAUAUAAAUGUACGUUGAAAAUAGGAGUUUUUUAUGUUACUUUUUUUCGUCGUCGUCGCGUGCGCGGCGACAGCGGUGUUAGCCGGGUCUUAAACGACGCCGCCGCCGCCGCCACUACACUAUACUAUAUAUAUAUAUAUAUAUACGCGUACGCACAGCAAACUGUUGUACUUUAAGUAUUUUUUUUAUAUACAUAUAUAUCUAUUAAUAUAUAUAUACAACAAUACAAUAAUACGAUCGAUAUAUGUACAUUGUACGUGUAUAUUUUGUAGUGUGACUUUGUCACAUUGCGAUCGUGUCCUAAAUAUAUGCCGUGUACCUAUAUUUUACCUAUAUAAUAUGUAAAUAUUUAUAUUAUGUGUAUAUUAUAUUAUAAAUAUUUAUCAUGUGUACGGUUUUAAGUAAAAUAAAUUCAA